AUGCCCUCCGGAAGACAAUUCGAGAGGCAUGUCGGUCGACAUCUACGAGAACUGGCGCUCUUUGCUCUGCCACAUUUCGAUUCAGAAGAGGAAGACUCGGUUACUUCCGAUAAGUCCCAGGAAACUGAGAUUGGAAGAACACACGAGGCUAAGUAUGAAGACGAUUCAGAUACCCCUGGCCACAGUCAAGCACAGGCGGUUGCAGAUAGAGCAAGAUUAGGUACCAAUCUAUCAAGUUCUUCCGACCAGACAGAAGGCGACGAGGGAGGAGGCAGCAUAACAGAUACCAUCCAUGCUGAGGAUAUACGAUAUUCCCCCACCACAAAGCGCAAGCAAGUCUCUCUCUUACUCCAUCCCCGCGCCAGUUGGCAGGACCUGCAGCAAAGGAUUCGUCGUGUAUUUGAGGACAUGCCGAUGGAAACAAUCAGUCCACACAUUGCUCAAGGUAACUAUGACUUACUGCAACCAAACGGUCAAUUGGUCGAUUCGCAACUCUGGGGUAUGUUUGCAUACUGGCUGGCCGCUGAGAAGUUACAGACAAUAGAAAUUCGCAUACGACAUGGCUAG
Messenger RNA from Penicillium robsamsonii, 567 nucleotides. RefSeq lists its product as uncharacterized. Bases 1 to 567 code for a protein of 188 amino acids. The transcript is spliced from 3 exons. The record is from RefSeq and is a predicted model, not a curated record. Lineage: Eukaryota; Fungi; Ascomycota; Eurotiomycetes; Eurotiales; Aspergillaceae.